Molecule: messenger RNA, 1419 nt
Organism: Rhincodon typus (whale shark)
Lineage: Eukaryota; Metazoa; Chordata; Chondrichthyes; Orectolobiformes; Rhincodontidae
Product: T-box transcription factor TBX5-like
Exons: 7
Coding region: 4-1419 (471 amino acids)
Biological process (GO): pattern specification process; cell fate specification; cardiac left ventricle formation
Cellular component (GO): nucleus
Molecular function (GO): DNA-binding transcription factor activity, RNA polymerase II-specific; RNA polymerase II cis-regulatory region sequence-specific DNA binding
Source: RefSeq, a predicted model, not a curated record
GGCAUGGAAGGAAUCAAAGUGUAUUUGCAUGAACGCGAGUUAUGGUUAAAAUUUCACGAAGUCGGGACCGAGAUGAUAAUUACUAAAGCAGGAAGGCGCAUGUUUCCUAGUUACAAAGUGAAGGUGACCGGGUUAAAUCCGAAGACGAAAUACAUCCUUCUGAUGGAUAUUGUGCCAGCAGACGACCACCGUUACAAGUUCGCUGAUAACAAAUGGUCAGUGACUGGGAAAGCAGAACCUGCGAUGCCAGGCAGGUUAUACGUUCACCCAGAUUCACCCGCCACCGGGGCCCAUUGGAUGAGACAAUUAGUCUCCUUCCAAAAACUCAAGCUCACCAAUAACCACCUCGAUCCCUUCGGGCACAUUAUUCUAAACUCGAUGCACAAAUACCAGCCCAGACUGCACAUUGUAAAGGCUGACGAAAAUAACGGGUUCGGUUCCAAGAACACCGCUUUCUGUACGCACGCUUUCUCGGAAACCGCCUUUAUUGCGGUCACGUCCUACCAGAACCAUAAGAUUACUCAGCUCAAAAUCGAGAAUAACCCUUUUGCAAAGGGAUUUCGAGGAAGUGAUGACAUGGAACUGCACAGAAUGUCCCGCAUGCAAAGUAAAGAAUACCCUGUGGUUCCCAGGAGCACGGUCAGACAACGUGUCGGUUCUACUGCGAAUCACUUCAGUGGAGAAGUGCGAGUGUUGCCUGUGUCAAACAACCUGAACUCUCAGUACCAAUGUGAGAACGGGGUUUCCAGUUCGACGCAAGAGCUACUGCCUCCCAACCCGUACUCAGUCUGCCAGGAGCAGGGCCCUCUCUACCACUGCACCAAAAGGAAAGUAGACGAAGAUUGCAACUCGACAGAACAUCCAUACAAGAAGUCAUAUAUUGAAAGCUCGCCUCCAGAGGAUGACACAUUCUACAGGUCCUCAAGUUACUCCCAACAGCAAAGCCUUACGCCCUCUUAUAGGACUGACUCAGCACAGCGACAAGCGUGCAUGUAUGCUGGCUCAGCAGCAGACACGGACCCCAGCUCCAGCCUUGAUGAUAUUAAUUGUAACACUUGGGCCACUGUUCCCUCAUACAGCAGCUGCACAGUUACAACAAUGCAACCCAUGGACAGAUUGCCCUACCAACACUUUUCAGCACAUUUCACUUCAGGCCCGUUAAUGCCUCGCAUCUCUGGAGUCGCCAACCAUACGUCUCCACAGAUAGGGGACACUCACAACAUGUUUCAACAUCAGAGCUCAGUUUCGCAUCAGCCCAUAGUUCGGCCAUGCGCCCCUCAAGCUGGGAUCCAGUCUGCAAGCAAUCUUCAACCUGCUGACUACUUGUAUCCACAUGGCAUGUCAAGAACCCUCUCACCCCAUCAAUACCAUUCAGUACCUGGAGUGGGCAUAGUGCCUGAAUGGACUGAGAACAGCUAA